AUGGCCAAGUCGCUUGUUACCGGCGGCACCGGCUUCAUUGGCCUGUACGUUGUCAAGCUCCUCCUCGAACGCGGCCACCGCGUCCACACCACGGUCCGCAGCCUGAAGAACACCGCCAAGUGCAAGCCGCUGCUGGACCUGCAGGCGCAGUACCCCAAUAGUCUGUCCCUGUUCGAGGCCGACCUCCUCGAGAACGGGUCUUUCCGCAAGGCCAUGGAGGACUGUGAGGUGGUGUAUCACAUCGCCUCGCCAUUCCUGGUGCCUCAGCAGAUCAAGGACGGACUCAAGGACUGCGUCGAGCCGGCUCUCCAAGGCACCAAGUCUGUCCUGGAGUCCGCCAACAAAGUCGAGAGUGUCAAGCGUGUUGUCUUGACAUCUUCAGUGGCCGCAAUGUAUGGGGACAACGCCGACGUCCUCAAAGAGAACAACGGCACCCUCACCGAGUCCUGCUGGAAUUCGACCAGCAGCCGGCUCCAGGACCGGUGGUCCCUCGUGGUCGUCAACCCGGGCAUGGUCCUCGGCCCCUCGCUCACGCCCGAGUCCGUGUCGGGGAGCCACUUCAUGCUCGAGGCCCUGUUCCGCGGCGACAACCGUAUGGGCUGCGCCGACCUCUCGUGGCCGCUGGUCGAUGUCAGGGACGUGGCUGAGGCGCACGUCAUGGCCGGGGAGGACGUGUCGGCGACGGGGCGGUACAUCGUCUCGGGCGACCGCACCGUCAGCCUGUUGGAGAUGGCGGACCUGGUGAGGCCGGUUCAUCGGAACCCCAGAGCCCUGCCCGGUCGGAAUCUGCCCAAGUUGAUGGUAUACAUGGCGGGGCCGUUCAUCGGCAUCACCAAGAAGUGGACGGACGCCAACGUCGGGAUUCCCUUCAAGGUGGACAAUAGCCGGAGUAUCGAGCAGUUGGGGAUGAAGUACCGCUCGGCCGAAGAAGCGUGCCGUUCGUUUUACGAAUCGUGGCAGAAGAAACAGAAGGUCUGCUAG
Messenger RNA from Colletotrichum destructivum, 981 nucleotides. Its product is annotated as Putative NAD-dependent epimerase/dehydratase, NAD(P)-binding domain superfamily. The record is from RefSeq and is a predicted model, not a curated record. Bases 1 to 981 code for a protein of 326 amino acids. The transcript is spliced from 3 exons. Gene Ontology annotation, molecular function: oxidoreductase activity, acting on the CH-OH group of donors, NAD or NADP as acceptor. Lineage: Eukaryota; Fungi; Ascomycota; Sordariomycetes; Glomerellales; Glomerellaceae.